Messenger RNA from Beta vulgaris subsp. vulgaris (sugar beet), 848 nucleotides. RefSeq lists its product as hypothetical. The transcript has 3 exons. The record is from RefSeq and is a predicted model, not a curated record. Gene Ontology annotation, molecular function: proton transmembrane transporter activity. Gene Ontology annotation, biological process: proton motive force-driven ATP synthesis. Lineage: Eukaryota; Viridiplantae; Streptophyta; Magnoliopsida; Caryophyllales; Amaranthaceae. The coding region runs from base 181 to 549 and encodes 122 amino acids.
UUCUCUCCAAGACUCCAACCUCACCCACUCAACUACUCUCUUUCUCUCUCUCAUUUUCACUCAGUCUCUCUCCUCUGGGAAAAAUCUUGGAGACCUCAAGUUUGAAAUCUAGAAACUUCAUUUGCUUCAUCUUUUUGAGAUCCAAAUUCUACAAUUCGAAGAUAACAAUUGUGGAAUUCGAUGGCGUCAAAGCUUCGUCAGCUGCAGUCAAAGGCUUGUCAGGCUACCCAAUUCCUCUCCAAACAUGGGGAAGUCUAUUAUAAGCAGCUGCUAGAGCAAAACAAGGAACAUAUCCAAGAGCCUGCCACUGUUGAGACAUGCAAUCGAUUGGCAAAGCAAUUGCUUUACACUCGCCUUGCCAGCUUACCUGGUCGUCGUGAGGCAUUGUGGAAAGAAGUUGAUCAAGUUAAGCAAGCAUGGAAGAAUAGAAAGGACAUGAAAGUUGAGGAGGUUGGAGUCGCAGCUUUGUUUGGAUUGGAAUGCUUUGCAUGGUAUUGUGCUGGUGAAAUUGUAGGACGGGGCUUUACCUUCACUGGCUACAAAGUUUAACUUCACAUCCCACAUCAUGUGACUUGCUUUGAGACAAGUUGGCUUCUUUCCAUUCUCUUUGUCCCCAAGUGCCUAGUUGAGUUGAAGAUUUUUGAGAAAUACCAGACACCAUCAGGAUUUUUGUAGUCAUCGAUCAAAGGAACGAAGUUCUAUUCCUUUGAAAUAUGUCUUCUGUUGCUCUCUCCCUCUCUCUUAAGAGAAAUUCACAUAAAAAGCAAACUUCAUACUCUGAUAUUUGGCCUGCUGAUUGCAAUGUAUUUGACAUUGAAUGGCUUAAUAGUGAAUAACUAUCUUCUUUA